AUGAGUGACCAAAUAUCUCGCUUAAGAGAGUCGAGCGGCAUCCAAGCAUCAAUUUUCGAUGUGAAGGAAUUGAAAAGAGAAGAUAAGGAUAGUUCUGACGAGAAUAUGGACGAUGACAAUUGUUUUAAUGCUGACAUUGAUUUUUGCUUGUGCGAAACGAGAAAGCUAUGUGGUGGUCGUUACCACAUUGUUUUUGCGUAUCCUGAAACUCUCAUCUCGAGCAAAUAUGGAUGGGAGUUGUUGCUUAGCCAGCAGUACCAGGAAAAUGUUGUUGGAAUCGUUAUAGAUGAAGUGCAUUGUAUAGUGGACUGGUAA
This is a messenger RNA of Paramuricea clavata, 315 nucleotides long. Lineage: Eukaryota; Metazoa; Cnidaria; Anthozoa; Malacalcyonacea; Plexauridae. The record is from the annotation of a GenBank genome assembly.